CGGCAGGUGCAGUCCAUGCCGCACGGGAUGUUCCGGCAACAGCUGUGGGCGGAGGCCCUCAGCGAGAGCGUGGCUGAGCAGGCCCUGAUGUCGCCGACGCUGUCGCCAGCGGCCGAGGGGCCCGAGGCGGAGCCCGCGGCGGCCGUAGAGCAGCUGGACCUGUCCGAGGCCGCCGCGGAGGACCAGCUGCCGCCGGGCGUCGAGGUGGAGAUCAGCGGCCUCACGAAGUGCCCGGCGUUCAACGGACGCCGCGCCAUCGUGCAGUCCUACGACCAGGAGACGGGGCGCUACGACGUCGCCCUGUGGUGCAAUGGGGGCGAGCAGAAGGCGAAGGUCCGGCGCGAGAACCUGGGGCGCGUGGCCCCGCUCUCGCCCGCGGCGGCGGUCUUCUCCCCACAGGAGACUCUGAGCCCGAGCUCGUGCGAGUACCUGGCUCGCGGGGGCGCCCUCCUGGCGCACCAGGGUGGCCAGGGGUCCCUGCUGGCAGCGCCCGUGGUGCCCCAGCACCACAGCGCCCUGCUGGCCACGCCGAGCCCCUCGGGGCAGUACGUCCAGGCGCGGUGAUCGGACGCCCUGGCAGCACGGCGAGGCCGAGGCUGCUGCUGCUGCUGCUCCUUUUCGUUCUCCCGGGGGCGUCUUCCCCUCCUUCCGCUCAUCCUAGGGCCUUCUCCUUCUCGCUUCCCCUCCCUCGCUCGCCGCCGACCUCCGCUAGAAGGCGCCUGCCCCGCAUUGCCGGCCACGUGUCUUGAAGCGCGUCGACGAGUGACGUUAUUCAAGAGCUCGGGAGACCGCACCGGCCAGCCAGCGAGAGGCCGGAGCGACGGCCUCGUUGAAGUUUGUGGCGAGGGCUCGGCAAGCCACAUCGGACACUGCGGAACUCUGGAGUGACAUGGAGCCCUCCUUCACCUUGCACUGCGCGUUCGGAGGCCAUCCCCGUUUGGUGAGAGCCCCAGCGUGCCGCAACAAAUUGUGGAUCUUUUUUCUGGCGGCACUGGGCUAUUUUCUUGCUGCAGCCUGUAAGCGCCACGUGCAGGCUGUUUGCAAGCCCCCGAAGUGGGGAAAGUCACGGUGGUUGGAAGCCCACGGGGGAAAAACAAAUCCUUCACCUUGCACUGAGCACUGGCAGCAUUCCUGUCUUUCUACUGUACUGCUGCCGCGUGGCUUCUGGCGGGCGC
This is a messenger RNA of Prorocentrum cordatum, 1175 nucleotides long. The record is from the annotation of a GenBank genome assembly. Lineage: Eukaryota; Dinophyceae; Prorocentrales; Prorocentraceae.